AUGAAGUACCUGGGCAUCGUUCUCGACGGUCGCUGGAAGUUCGACGAACACUUUCGGCGGCUGACCCCGAAGCUUCUGGCCGCCGCCGGAGCGCUCGGGAGUCUACUGCCCAACCUAGAAGGGCCCGCCGACAAAUGCAGACGCCUCUUCGUGGGCGUCGUGCGUUCGAUGGCGUUGUAUGGCGCUCCGAUUUGGGCGGGCGCUCUCUGCGCGCGGAACGUGUCGCUGAUUCGCAGGCCGCAGCGCGCUAUCGCGCUGCGGGCUGCGAGGGCGUACCGCACGGUGUCCUACACCGCAUCGUGUCUCCUCGCCGGCAGCCCCCCGUGGGAACUGGAGGCUGAAGCUCUCGCGUCGAUUAAAAGUACAGUCAAGUUCGACUCGGAGCACUCCCGCGAAGCCCUGGUGGGUGAGUCCUGA
Molecule: messenger RNA, 417 nt
Organism: Melitaea cinxia (Glanville fritillary)
Lineage: Eukaryota; Metazoa; Arthropoda; Insecta; Lepidoptera; Nymphalidae
Exons: 2
Coding region: 1-417 (138 amino acids)
Source: RefSeq, a predicted model, not a curated record